AGGCUGCAGAUGUCAAGCAGUAGAAGAGGAGAGAAAGGGAAGUCUGAAUCCUUUCAGAGCAAAUUAGCUUGAGCUGCUGCACAGUGAAAGCUAACAACAACCCUGUUAGAUUCUACCCUUCUGAUCCAGACACCACGAAAGGUAUAAUAUCACAAUGAAGAUUGCAGUGUUUUGUUUGUGCUUCAUCAGCAUUGCCUUUGCAUUACCAGUGAGUAAAUCAAAGCGUCAUGCCAUCUCAGAGAGCUCUGAAGAAAACCAUGAUUCCGGGAGCCAUCAUUCUCACAGACAUCACCACCAGCAGGUGCAUACACAAUCACGUAUGAGACCAGCACAAACACAAGAACUUCUGGUGCCACCUCAGCAGAGCCAUUUUUCUUCAGAAGAAAGUGUUGAGGACACGGUGCAGCAGAGCCUUCCCAAACGAGCAAGUGUAAGUAACGAAGAUGACGGUGAUCAUGAUGAUAAUGAUUCCAAUGACACGGAUGAAUCAGAUGAGGAUAUUGUCACCUAUUUUCCCACUGAAGCCCCAGUAACUACGCCUUUAACUCCUGCCGUCCCCACAAGAGGAGAUAAUUCAGGCAGAGGAGACAGUGUGGCCUAUAGAAUGAGGGCAAAAGCAAAGCUGGUAGACGUAUACCAUAAGGACAAGUCUAGCAAGCUCUACAAAGCUUUGGGAAAGUUCAUCGUACAUGAUGUCACAGAGGAGGAUGACAGCACACCAGACGCAGAAAGCCAGCAGGUGGAUUCCUCCAAAGCCCCAUGUGCUGCAUGCCGCUUUCCAGGGAAAUUUGACAUGAGCGUGGAACUGGAUGACAGAAGUAACAUUCAGGACAGAAAUGAAGUCAACAGAAGGUCACAUGAUAAGAGCAUGGAAAAUGACAGCCAACAGCAGCUUGACAGUGUGGAGGCAGACAGCGACAACAGCAAACCUGAUGUCACAGAAGACAGUCACAUGAGCAAUGAAAGCACAGAACAGCAGCAGGCCCAAACUGAGGACCUGCAGCAGGUUGAUGUUGUCGCUGAAGUCAAUGACAGCCGUCAAACUGCUGAGAGCACUGAAGACACUCAAGACCAUAGCAGCAUUGAAGACAAUGAAGUCAUUCUUUAAAACAGAAAAAAAAAAAUCAUUUUUUUUUUUUUAGUUAAGAGGAAACAUUCAUUUCAAGAAUUGUUUGCAAAUGUAAACACAUUGUGAUUUUGAUCUCUAGCUGUAGCAGUGGUUAGUGGCAACUUUAUUAACCAGGCAAACUCAAGUAUGUUGUAUUAGCUCUCCUUUCCAUUACAGAAAUGUAAGCCCUCCUACUGCGUAUUUUACUGUGCUUCUGUUAUGUGAUUCUGUUAUGUGUUUGUGAUUCUGUUAUGAAGAGAAAUAUAGAGAAGCAAGAGAAAUAUAGUUUUACACACAGAGCAAAUGUUACCUGUUAUGAUACUGUAUUUUAAUGGUUUUAGAAUUCCAGUGUAUAUUUUGUUGUAUUUUGUGAGUUCAAUAAAACUACAAAACCCUGUA
Molecule: messenger RNA, 1507 nt
Organism: Caretta caretta (loggerhead turtle)
Lineage: Eukaryota; Metazoa; Chordata; Testudines; Cheloniidae
Gene: SPP1
Product: secreted phosphoprotein 1
Biological process (GO): ossification; osteoblast differentiation; positive regulation of bone resorption
Molecular function (GO): extracellular matrix binding
Source: RefSeq, a predicted model, not a curated record